ACAGGAAAGGGGAAAAAAUGGGCGAGACUAGGCGAAUUGACCGGGUCGAGUGAGGUCCGAGAAUAGUGAUGGAUGAGUGAGUGAGUAUAAAAGGCGAAGGUUGUAGAAUGUAGAUCCUUUGACUCACUCUCUCGCCCUAAUCAUCAAAUCAGUAGUAAUCAGCAGUAAUCGUCAUAACAAGGAAGGCACCGCCUCUUGCGUGUGUUGUAUAAUAAUAUUGGCAAUGUCAAUGAACAUGAGAUCGGUGCUUCUGACUCGGGGAUUCGUGACUCGCUUCAUGGACUCAACAUCUCGCGGUGCUUUCUCUCGUUUCUACAGCGACAAAGGUAGGGUUCUCAGCGAAGAGGAGCAGGCCAAAGAGAACGUCUACAUCCAGAAAUGGGAGAGAGAGAGGUUGGAGAAACAGAAGCAGCAAGCUGAGAAGGAAAAGGCUGAGAAGGACAAAAACGCUUCUGACAAGAAACCUGAAGGAUCUCACAAGGGAUGAGUUUGUCUGUCAUGCUUGCUAUCAAGGUCACUAGUAGUGGAAAAUAAUCAAUGGAAAAUAAAAACAUUGACUCUAAGUGGACUUUGGUCUUUGUAUAGAUUGUGUUUCGUCUUUGUUUGUAUGUUGAAAAAUGUAACCAUGCUGUCUCGUCCAUCAAGCUUCACGAAGUUCGUUAUGAUAUGAUCCUCCUCUUAUUUGCUACGCGUUUGUUGGAUGUGAAUGCCAUUCUAAAUUUCUGAUCAGUAUGUGGAAAUUGU
Molecule: messenger RNA, 744 nt
Organism: Arachis ipaensis
Lineage: Eukaryota; Viridiplantae; Streptophyta; Magnoliopsida; Fabales; Fabaceae
Product: F1F0-ATPase inhibitor protein
Cellular component (GO): respiratory chain complex I
Source: RefSeq, a predicted model, not a curated record